AAAAGUUCUCCUGCUCUGCGGGGAAGCGCGGAGGCGGGAAGGGCCGCGACAACUGCCGUGCUGCCUUCCCGCCUUUGUGGCCGGAGGUCGGAGGGUUAGGAGCAGGACUCGAGCAUGGAAACCCUGUCUUUUCCCCGACUGAAUCCAGCUGAGAUUGUGACUCAUGUCCAGAAUUCAGUCCUGACAGGAGCCGAUGGCAAAACUCUCUCCAAGAAUGAUAUUUUUCCUAACCCAAAGUCUGAAGUCUUGCGCAAGAUUUUCUUGCGAACACUACAAAUUGUAUAUGGAAUUCCACUGGACGCCUUUUACAUGAUGCCAGUGAACAUUGAAAGCAUGUACCCACAGAUAAUGGAAGGCUUCUUACCGUUGUGUAACUUGUUUGUUUAUAUGGAGUCUUUUCUUCGCAUCUGCCGGGUGAAUGAUUUUGAGUUUGCUGAUAUUUUCUAUCCAAAAGGAAAACGUACAUGUCGGUUUUUAAGUGCCAUCAUCAAUUUCAUUCACUUCAGAGAAUCACGUCGAGAAAUAUAUAUGAAACAUUUAUGGGAAUACAAAUCUUCUACGGACAAGAUGCAGCAGCUACAUGUAGCACAACAGGAAGCAUUGAUGAAAUUGGAGAAACUUGAUUCUGUUCCAGCUGAAGAGCAAGCUGAGUUCAAACAGCUCCUGGAGGACAUCCAGGAGCGGCAAAAAACGCUGAAUGGGUUUCGUCAAAAAACAACAACAAUACAAGAUGGCAUUUCCCAGAAGAAGUUAGACCUUGCUGAGACCACUAAACGUCUGAAUGAAUUAAAAUUGUCACUAGUUACUUUGAAAGAAGAACAGGAGAAUUUAAAAACAAAAAUUGUCGACUCACCAGAGAAGUUAAAGAAUGAUAAAGAGAAAAUGAAAGAGACAGUGCAAAAACUCAAAAUUUCAAAGCUUGAAGUGACUGAGAAAUAUGAAGCUUAUCGAGAUGCAAUUGAGGGUAUGCCUUCAUUCCAAAUGGAGCUACAGUUAUAUCAAAAGAAAAUGCAAGAACUUGCAGAGAGCGUGGACAAAGUCACAAGGAUCUUGAAAGAGAACCAAUCCCUGGAGGACCAGAUUGAAAGUGCUCAGACUGAAUUAAAGAAACUGAAGACUGAGGAAACAUCAUUGAAAAGACUCCUCAUUGUUGAGAAAGAGAAGCUUGCCACAACCCAACUGAAGAUAAAUAAGAAGCAUGAGGAUGUUAAGCAGUAUAAACGCUUAGUACUUGAGGAAUGCAAUAAAAUUCAAGAAAAGAGAGGAGCCAUAUGUGAACAGGUGACAACAAUUAAUUGUGAUGCUCAAAAAAUCAGACGUGAAAUACAACAGCUAGAAGAUGUCACUGAAAAUGAGAAAGUAAAAUUCCAGGAAAUCUUCCUCACUUUGAAAAGUGCUGUGGAGAAAUACCAUGAAGCUAUGGAAAAGGCAGCAGAAGAGGGCAAAGCUAGAAUUAGUGAAAAAGCUGCCGAGCUGAAGAUAGAGUUUAUCAUUUAGAAUAUGCUGAAUUGCUUCAGUCUAUUUAUUUAGAACGUCUACAAGUAUGUGGAAUUUCAUAGUUUUGAGAAAUGGAUAAUUAAGUAAGAGAGUCUGAAUAUUAAGAUAAGUAGACUGGGGCUCUCCAGGUGGAAAUUCAAACAUGCUUGCAUACAUAGUGGUCUUCUAAAAUGAUAAAACUUCUUUUAAAGAAAUAGCUUAUCAAUAAUGUAAUUUUCCUCAGGAGUCCUGUGUCCGGACUCUUAGCACUUGUCAGGAGAAGCGAGGCAGUCCUGAGAACCACAGGGCUUUUGAGGCAUUUUUGUUCUCUUUUGGGAAGGAUUUGGAUUGCUGUUUUGCAGUUGCAUGCUUUUCUAAUGGAAAUGAUAGUAGUAGUUGCUUUUGUUAUACACAAGCUACAUUAGGUUAUUAUUAUAUAUAUUCAUGUUGUCACUGAAUUCUUACAUUAAUAUCAUCCCUGCUUUGCAAUUUACAAAAUGGUCAAUCAGAGGGGUUUUAUUGACUUGCUCUGUCAUCCAGAGGAAAGCAGGAUUCAAAUCCAUAUGCUCAUAGUCCAACAAGCUAGUCCAGGUGAAGGAGUGUCUUAUGUGGCAAGUACUUCUUCCUCCCUGAUGUCCAGAUGAGUUCUGUUCUCCCUAAAAGAAGUAACAUGAAGUGGAGUAAACCCCAAACUAACCAGAAGUUUAAUUUACUUUCUUUAUUACCACUGGAGUAAAUAACUCUUCCUUCUGUGCUUACACUAAGUAUUCUUGAACUUUGACCCAUGUUCUUGGGAAGAAGACUCCUGGUCUUAUCUGUAAACUACUUUGAAAUCUAGAUGUUAUAUGAUAUGUGAAAUUAAAAUUGUAAAAUUUAGAAGGUGUUUUUCAGAAUCAAUCUGAAAACUGCCCUUUUGGCCUCACAUAUAUUCCAAGUUUAUUUAAUCCAGACUUAAGUAGGAUUUUGAGGAGAGAAAUGUAGAACUUUAAAAUACUGCUCUGAAGAUAUUUAUUUUUUGGUAUCUAGUCAGCCAACUAUUAUUGUGGGUAGAGCCAGUAUUUAAUUUCACAUUCACCUGAUGUUUUAAGUAGCUAAUCUGUUAACCUGGGUGCUCAGACUGGCAGGGACAGGAGAAGUAGAACUGCUGUAAUUAUCACAGAUCAAACAAAUAAUGGGAUUUGAUAUUGGGAUAUUGCUGGAGGUUUCAUAUUGAUAAUUGUUGUAAUAAAGUUAAUAGCCCCCAGGAUAGAGGAGAUUCCUGCUAAGUGGAGUGAGAAAUUGGCUAGAUCUACAUAUGUUCUUGUGUGGGCAAGAUUGCCUGCUAGAGGUGGGUAGAUUGUUCACCCCGUUCCAGCGCCUGUUUCCACUGUUGGGAAUGCUAGAAGUAGGAAGAAUGAUGGUGGGAACAGUCAGAAAUUUAUGUUGUUUAUUCGUAGAAAUGCUAUAUCUGGGGCUCCAAUUAUUAGUGGCACUAAUCAGUUGCCAAAACCUCCAAUUAUAAUAGGUAUUACUAUGAAGAAAUACUUAGGGAUUUUUAAAUUUGUAGCUAGUGGGGUGAAGUUAAUGCAUUGGAGUUUAGUAAUAGGGUGCUAUUUUCAUAGCACCAGGGAAGUUUUGUGCUAAUUUCAUUUCAAAUAAAAUGCCUCUUCUGGAUCCCAA
This is a messenger RNA of Antechinus flavipes (yellow-footed antechinus), 3135 nucleotides long. It is a transcript of the gene NUF2, whose product is annotated as NUF2 component of NDC80 kinetochore complex. The record is from RefSeq and is a predicted model, not a curated record. Gene Ontology annotation, molecular function: protein-containing complex binding. NCBI's taxonomy places the organism in Eukaryota, Metazoa, Chordata, Mammalia, Dasyuromorphia, Dasyuridae. The coding region runs from base 115 to 1497 and encodes 460 amino acids. Gene Ontology annotation, cellular component: Ndc80 complex; kinetochore. The transcript has 14 exons. Gene Ontology annotation, biological process: kinetochore organization; attachment of mitotic spindle microtubules to kinetochore; meiotic chromosome segregation.